CGUCCUCCCCGCUCCUCUCUCUGGUUCUGUCGGAGCAGAGUGACCCGGAGCCUCCGGACCGGGAUUAUCGGAGUGGAAGAUGCGGGCAGCUGCGCACCAGCUGGCCGCAGUGCUGGCUCUGUUUGCCGCAGUGUCGGGGGCGCAGGCGGAGGUGAUCGAUGACAUCCUGAGCAGCCUCUCCAGGGGAGCAUCCUUCCUGGAGCGGCAACAUGAGCACAUCAACCUGGACGGGGUGGUCGGGUUCCUCAUGCUGCAGGCUGAACUGAAGGAGGCAGUCCGGACGUGGCCUCACAGCGACCCCGUCAGCUGGGCUCAGAGAACCUCCGCCGUCGCUCUGGUCAAACGUCUCGACCAAAGCUUCGACAAGGCCGUCGCCGCCCUGCAGCAGAACGACCCCAAAUACUACAGAGAGUUUGAGCCUCUGCUGUCGUGGAGUUUCUGGUUGAUUCCUCAGGGGUGGAGCUCCACAGAUCCCAGCCUGGUCUACCCCUCCACCAUGACCACCGAGUGCUACGACGAGCAGCUCAGCGACAAGUGUCUGACCCUGCUGCUGGGAACCUGGAAGAUGAACGGGACGCCCUGCAUCGUCACCAAGCCCUGUCGGGACACCAUGACUCGUUUCGGAUGUCCACACUACUCUCUGUCCCACCAGCUGCUCUACUUCAUGAUCGGAAAAAUGAGAGGCUGCACCAACCUGCUGAAAGGCGACACUCGAGCGUCCCGAGCCAACAUGACCGAACGCAGCUACGAGAAGAUCUUCUGCUCCAACAUGAUGAAGACCAACCAGGACAUCAUCAAGGACGGCCUGACGGAGCAGACGGUGGACAUCUUCAUCGAAAACAUCCUGAUUUGUGGAUUGGCCGGUUUCUCCGACUUCUACAAAGCUGAUUGGCUGCAGCACAUCCUCAGGCUGCAGGAUGAGGAAGUGGGCUGCUUUGGGAGAGACAAGAGCAUCAUCUCUCAGAUCAUCGGAGACGAGCUGCUGGAACAGCUGCAGCCUCACAGGAGAGUGAAGAGGAGGGAGAAGAUACUUCCAGAUGGCUGUUCCAGUCACAUGACGGCGGUGGCUGUUGGCGCUCUGGGAGGAUACCUGAACUACUACCUGGCGGAGCAGGACAUAACGAAGAGGCCGCUCUCCUGAACGCCCCCCACCUUCCCGGCGAGUGCGUUCACACUAGAAAAACAUUGUAGAUCAUCAGGUAGAGAAGCUCUUCACGGCGGGAGAGCGGCUCCGACACCACGUGCUGUUUUAUGAACAUAGUCGUCAGAUGAUGAAAAUACUCAAUAAAACGCUGGGAUGUGGCUGUUUUGGCACGAAAUGGAGACAAGAUUGAUUUGUUUUUCUACUUAUGUUUCUUUCAUAUGUAUUCUGUGAUUAUGUGAGAGAUGUUUUAUUCCCCAUGAGCUGAAUCUGACCUACACAUCAAAUUACCCCAAACCAGAUGCCUUUUGAAAGUAGUGAUGCUCCAGUCGCUCAGGAAAUGAUCAGAAUUCACUGUUACUCCUUCUAAAUGAUCUGAGAAGAUGAAUAAAAGGUGAAUCCGUGUGGAUCUGCAGAUCCAGGCAGGCAGCGUCUGCAGGCUAUAUGGCAGCUAGAACAGAGUUUUGUCUAAAUGAAUUUACAGUUUUGGAGGAUCAUUUUUAUAUAUACAUAUAUUAGAGCUUCAUAUUUCAGCAGUAAACCAGAUUUAGCUUUUUGCCACACAGAAACUGCUCAGACUUCAGGUGAAAGGGACACCUGCCGAGUCUGGUGAUGUAUUUUGGAGAAUGACGAGAAGUCAUCAGCUACAGGAAACGGUGCUGUGUGUCACCGCUGUCUUACUUCACUGUGCUGACGUGCAUCAGCUCGUUCGCUCUGCAGAUUGGUUCAUCCCGGCUCCUGUCUUCUGUCUGCGUGAUGCAUCCCGUGGUGCCAGAUGUCACCUGUUAGAUGCUUGUUGGUUAUUGGAAGUACAGAGCGAUGUCAGAGAGACGUGAGUGGACGGGUUUCAGGAUUCAUCUGUAAAAACGGAUCACAACAGGAACCAUUUGGUUUCUGAUAGCAGCUGUUAAAAGCCUGACUGGAGCAUCCCUAUUUGAAAGGACAAGAAAUAAACUUUUUUCCCAAAAUAACAAUCUUUAUUCUGUUUAAAUUAAGUUUUUGCUUUUUACACAUUUUAUCUACUGAACAUGAAACAGGGCCAGACGGCAGCUGUACAACCAGCACUGACCAAAGAGGACGCACGCAUGAGCUACGAAUGCAUGUAGAUCACCGUACAUACAAGAUGUUACCGUGUGUAUUAUGUUAGCAGAAAAAGCCAAUAAAACGAAUUCUGCUGUAUUGUAA
This is a messenger RNA of Chelmon rostratus (copperband butterflyfish), 2326 nucleotides long. It is a transcript of the gene c17h16orf89, whose product is annotated as chromosome 17 C16orf89 homolog. Gene Ontology annotation, cellular component: membrane; cytosol. The record is from RefSeq and is a predicted model, not a curated record. The transcript has 8 exons. NCBI's taxonomy places the organism in Eukaryota, Metazoa, Chordata, Actinopteri, Chaetodontiformes, Chaetodontidae. The coding region runs from base 80 to 1141 and encodes 353 amino acids.